AUGGCCCACUGGAGAGAGGAGUAUCUGGCCGCGCUGAGAGUUCGCGAUCAAAGGGAGAAGGCCAACCUCGCUCUCUACGAUGCCUAUGCUCGACUGGCGGAUCGCACUGCCCAGCCGACAACUCCUGUAGACACAUCUGAAAAUCGCACAGAAGCAACAAGACCGUUGGGCGGUCUUAAUGAAGCUCAACGCAGCGUUUCCUCUCCGUCUACAGCGCCGUCCAAAAGGCAACCACCCUCUGAAGCGGGUCUCUCGUUGACAGACCUUUUGAAAACAACACGUACAGACUUAUCUGAAGCACAAAAGUCUCGUUCGGAAUUGCAAGAUCAGUUGAAUCGGAUUAACACAGAAGCUGAAAAGCUGCGCAAAAAGACCAGCCAAGAUGCCCGGCGACUCGAUGCCUUGGCAAGUGAAAGAACACACUUGCAACUGCGAUUGAAAGACCGAGAUGAAGAGCUGAGGGGAAAGGCAAAGCUGCUGGAGGAUUUCCAAGAUGAGAUGGCCACCUUGAACCUCCAGCUCAAUAUGGCCGAACAGAAAUCGAACAAACUCCAACGUGAGAACCAAGAGCUUGUGGACCGUUGGAUGACGAGAAUGGGCCAGGAAGCCGACGCCAUGAAUGACGCCUCGAGAUUCUCCUAA
Molecule: messenger RNA, 642 nt
Organism: Penicillium macrosclerotiorum
Lineage: Eukaryota; Fungi; Ascomycota; Eurotiomycetes; Eurotiales; Aspergillaceae
Product: ATG16 family protein
Exons: 3
Coding region: 1-642 (213 amino acids)
Source: RefSeq, a predicted model, not a curated record